Messenger RNA from Paramecium octaurelia, 372 nucleotides. The record is from the annotation of a GenBank genome assembly. Lineage: Eukaryota; Ciliophora; Oligohymenophorea; Peniculida; Parameciidae.
UGGUGCAUGAAAGUAAAGGAUAGACCACAUAUCAAAGGAGGAGGGUAUUACAAUAACGGUCUUAAGGUUGGUGAAUGGACAGAAAUUGUAAGAGACAAUCCAUUUUAAUAUCAUUACAUCACUCAUUAUUUCAAUAAUUUUGGUGAAUUGUAAAACACAGUGGAUAUCAAUUAUUGUGACUUGUCUUAAGAUGUACUCAAAAUACUAGACGAAUAUGAGCAACCAAAUUUUCUAUCGAAUUCAAAUUCAGCAGUUAAGGACUUUUCAUCAAGAGUAUUUCUUUCACCAAAGGCAUUCCCUACUGAUAGAGUAAGAUUAGGUUCUUAUUCAUCGAUUGGAAAAUCUAGCAGAAAAUUGGAGAAAUAUAUAUGA